Drosophila nasuta is the source of this 3610-nucleotide messenger RNA. It is a transcript of the gene Klp59D, whose product is annotated as Kinesin-like protein at 59D. Gene Ontology annotation, cellular component: microtubule. The record is from RefSeq and is a predicted model, not a curated record. Gene Ontology annotation, biological process: microtubule depolymerization; microtubule-based movement. The coding region runs from base 200 to 2404 and encodes 734 amino acids. Lineage: Eukaryota; Metazoa; Arthropoda; Insecta; Diptera; Drosophilidae. Gene Ontology annotation, molecular function: microtubule binding; ATP binding; microtubule motor activity. The transcript is spliced from 2 exons.
ACUGACAAUCGAAUAUUUAUUGAAAACACAAGAGCAUUUCAUUACACUCGGAUAACAGACUUAACCAGCAAAUCUCUCAAAGCAUACCAAAAUUUGGUAUAGACACAUCCGAGGCACGUUGUCUUACUUUUGGCAUCAUUAUUUAACCCAGCGAGAUAAAUAUAAGUUGUCUACGCAGAGGCAAGCGAUUUGCUGCUUUAUGGAAUUGUUAAAGAUUGGCGAAAAGAUUAACAUAAGGCGGUCUGACGGAUGCAUACAAUCCGUAAUAGUUGGCUUAAAGAGUAUCGAUCGUCAAGUGGUUACCGUUGAAUGGACUGAAGGUUCCAAGAUUAAAGGCAAGGAGGUAGCCUGGAGUGCUGUACUAGAAUUGAAUCCGUCUGUGGGAAAAAGGAAGGUUAAGAUUGUGGAGAAGAUACCCUCAAAAGUCGAGACAAAAGCGCAGAGCUCUCCAAACUAUUAUAUGUAUCGUAAGAAAAUCGCAAACAGCCCUUAUAAGAAACGUCUUCGUGGUGUUAGUAAAUCCGAUAUGGUCAUGACUCCAACAUCCAUUGUAAAGCAAUCAAACCCACCUGGGGACAACUCGAUUUUGAAUCAGUCGAGUUCCUCGAGCCUCGUGCCCCGUUCAAGUGUUGUCCGUGAGAUCGAACGGUUGAAGGAGCAACGGGAACUUCGCCGUGCUCUUCAGGAUGAACAGCGGCGAGAACGCAGUGCAUUGAAGAGCAAAGAUCCAAAUAAUCCCAACUGGGAAGUGGCCCUAAUGGUGCGCACUUAUCGUGAGCAGUUACAAUUGAAUCCGUUGCGCUAUUUUAAUCCGCACUUAGCUCGAGUUCAACAGAUUACCGUGUGCGUUCGAAAGCGGCCAAUGAGUCGACGCGAACUGCAGGGCAAGGCUGUGGAUAUUAUCUCAGUGCCAAAUCGUGAUUCACUGAUCGUUCACGAACUACGCCACAAAGUGGACUUGACCAAGUUUCUGGAGCAUCACAAGUUUCGCUUCGACUACACUUUCGAUGAGGAAUGCAGCAAUAUGCUGGUCUACGAGCACACUGCUCGUCCGUUGAUUCUCACUAUGUUUGAGGGCGGUAAUGCCACUUGCUUUGCCUAUGGCCAGACGGGAAGUGGCAAAACCCACACUAUGGGUGGCGAGUUUCGUGGCAAGACCCAAGACUGUACUACAGGCAUUUACGCCCUUGCCGCUAAAGAUGUCUUCUCGGAGCUGGCCAAGCCCAAGUACCGCGAUCAAGGCGCUACUAUCACUUGCAGUUACUUCGAAAUCUAUGGCAGCAAAGUCUUCGAUUUGCUGUUGCCAGAUAAGCCAAUGCUUCGUGUACUGGAAGAUGGCCGUCAGCAAGUAGUGAUUUGUGACUUGACCCAAAGACCAGUUACCAAAGUCGAGGAAGUGCUUAGCAUCAUUGAACAGGGAAAUCGGGAGCGCACAUCCGGCCAAACUUCUGUGAAUAUUAAGUCAUCGCGAUCACAUGCAGUCUUCCAAAUGUCGCUUUUUGUGCCUGGUCAGGCUGAAGCCUGCGGCAAGUGCUCCUUUGUCGAUUUGGCCGGCAAUGAACGUGGUGCGGACACACAGUCUGCCAGUCUUCAGACACGCCGCGAGGGAGCCGAGAUUAAUAAGUCCCUGUUAGCUCUCAAGGAGUGUAUUCGAGCAUUGAGUCGACAUUCAAGUCAUUUGCCUUUUCGUGGCUCAAAGUUGACCCAAGUGCUGCGUGAUUCAUUCAUUGGGGGCCAACAGAAUAGGACCUGCAUGAUAGCUAUGAUAUCACCUAGUUUGAGUUCCGUGGAGAACUCUUUAAAUACGCUGCGGUAUGCGGAUCGUGUUAAGGAAUUGAUAGCUAAGGAGGAUGAUCCAGGAGAGGUUAGUUGCAGUCAACCAUGUUCAGAUGGAGGUGGAAAGAGUUCUGAAAUGGAUGAUGACCUGCAGCCACAUAUGGAGCAAAGCUCUUCUGAAUUCAAAUACAAUACAGAUACGGAAUCGGAUGAUUCUGAGUCCGACAUCAUGAAUAAGUCCAACGGAUUUAUGGACUUUUCUUCUAGCCAAAUUGCAGAGUUUAACAUUUCAUUCAAUGAAAGUGACAGUCACCCGGACAUUAGUGAGAUCGAUAGUGAAAGAAAAACUGAUCAACAUUACAUUGAAAUGGAAGAUGUGUUGAGGCAACACGAUGUGCUCUUUGAGUUCUUCCUUAGUUUCAAACAGAAGUAUGACAAGGUCUCUUCUGAGACUUCAUCAUUAAAGAAAGGUAUGCUUGUCUCAAAGUUUUUGAUGGAUGCAGAGACGACAUUACGUGAACUGGAGAGUGCCGUAAAGCAUACUCAGCAUAUGGUCACCAGCUUCAAUUCACAGCAAUACUUUGAUGAUGGGGAUGAGGAUCAGGGCGCAGAGAACAUCGAGAUGUAAUAGAAGGUAUUCAUAUUUUAUUUAUUUUGUAUGACACAUCAUUGUAUUGCUUUUUAGCUGAGCUCGUCUAAAUAUAUGUAAAUAUAGUUACAUAAAUGUAAAUGAUAAGCUCAGAACAAAGGCAGCUUUUGCCGAAAACUGCAAUCGUUAUUUCGUCAAACACUGAAACGAUCAAAAUUGAAUAUAUAUUUUUUUGUAUCUGCCGGAAGUGCACUUGAAAAGAACUUUCUAUUCUGUCCUGGAAUGGGCAUAGUCUCCAAAAAGUUUUGCUUUACAUUGAAGCAAAUAUUUCAUGAAAUAUGAAUGUGAGCUGGAGCUGGAUAUUAGAGUGGGUGGCAGAAACGCAAACAUCUAUGAGAUUGCAGUCAAUUGCUCAUUGACUUGGCACAAGAUGCCUCGACUUUUUAGCUACCCGACUUUCUGAGUUAUCCCAGUUCCGGGUGCAGAGUGCUCAGUCUUAAGCCCUGCUAACAUGCCAAGGACCAAAUGCAGCUGGGACGACGACGACGACGACGAUGAAGAUGGCUAAGAUGGACGCCGAAAGAUGAGAACGUUAGAAACAAAGUUCUAGGCGUGGAAUGAGAUUUGAGUUUGGGGGAAGUGGGGACUUUUGGGUUAGUUGGGAGUUUAGUUUACGUGUGCGAGGAUUUCAAGCUGUGCGCGCACAUAAGUUUACGGCUUAAGCAUGUGAAAUUCAUAAGAGCAGCAGCUGGAUUGCAGACCCUAACACAACUGUUGUAAGUUCUAACCCUUGCCACCUACUCCUACUCUCAUACAUAUCCACGUUUUCACCUGUACUCUCAUAAGCCACCGCCGUCGCGGCACUCUAAUGCAUAGUCAACCUCCUAAAUAACCCCAAACGAACCACAACGAGCCAAAAACGCAUGCACAGCAACUCAAAAAGUUGCCGUAUGAAAAGUUUUAAAUUAAACGAACUUGGAUUUAGCUUCUUCAAUUUUUUUUCUGUGAAUCCACGUACGAUAUGAGUAUAUUUAAACAAGAUAUAUAUUUUAUUUUUGAUGCAAAUGUGUAAAAUGUAAAUACAACCUCGUCAUCCUCAACCCCAGACUCGAGCAUCACAAAUGUUCAGGAUUUAAAGCAGAUGGAUAUACAAUGUUACGAAGAUGGCUUUUGAACAAAUAUAUAUAUAAUUUUAUAAUUGAUAUUUUAUUUUACUUCAAACUAUCCAGCUUGGAAUUGACCUCU